Molecule: messenger RNA, 1017 nt
Organism: Geodia barretti
Lineage: Eukaryota; Metazoa; Porifera; Demospongiae; Tetractinellida; Geodiidae
Source: the annotation of a GenBank genome assembly
AUGCGAAAUACGGUAUUCCACUGGCAAACGGGCACUGUGGCGUUACAAUGCGCACUAAAGGCUGCUGGCAUUACCGCGGGUGAUGAAGUCAUCGUUCCCGCCCUGACAUUCGUGGCGACAGGAACGUCGGUUGUGUGCGUCAAUGCGGUGCCUGUCAUCGUUGACAUCGACCCGCUCACCUACAACAUCGCACCCGAUGCAAUUGAAAAAGCCAUUACGCCACGAACGCGGGCGAUUAUCCCAGUACAUAACGGCGGCUACCCUGCAGACAUGGACGCGAUCAUGGAGAUCGCUGACAAACACAAUCUCAAAGUGAUUGAGGACUGUGCGCAUGCCCACGGUUCACAAUGGCGCGGAAAAGGACUUGGCUCAAUCGGACACCUCGGCGCAUUCAGCUUCCAGAUGGGAAAGACACUUACCUGCGGCGAAGGUGGAAUGGUACUCACAAACGAUGAAACACUCGCAGAAAAUGCGGGUCGCUUCGCGCAGUUGAACAUGCGGAUGACCAACUUCCAAGCGACGCUCUUACUGAAUCAAUUGGAACGGUUUGAAGAGCAGGUAGAGACGCGCGAACGAAAUAUCGCAUACCUCUCCAAGGGCAUGGAGGCGAUAGACGGACUCCACCCGAUCCCGCGCGAUGCGCGCGCCACGCGAUGGUGUUUCUACUAUUGGGAUUUCCGGUUUGUCUCUGAGGAGUUCGGCGGUGUUUCACGCGAUCGGUUCUUAGAAGCACUCCGCGCAGAAGGCGUUCCGUGUGGUGUCGGUGCGCAUGGUGAACCCAUUUACAACGAAGGUCCUUUCGGCAAUCCCGAACUGUUUGAUCAGCUCGGAUUACCGCGCAAAUACCUCGGGGACCAGGCGAUUGACUACAGCACGCUCAAUUGCCCACAGGCAGAACGCGUCUAUAGCGAAGAGGUCUGCAGUUUCGGACAUUCCAUGUUUUUAGGGGAUACGGACGAUAUGCAACAGAUUUUAGAUGCGUUCCAGAAAAUUCGGGCACACGCCGGGACGUUAUAG